GCGAAUAGUAAUCUGCGAGUUACGGAGUGGAUAUGUUGGUGCAGGGUAUUCAAAAGAAGACGCAGCUCGCAGCGUCUUCUUAGCGACGGUAAUCGUCAUUGAUCCUCAAUUGUUGGCCUUAAGAUUGGAGGAAGGCGCUGUUCAGUACGGUUGUUGCGUUUUAUGAUGAAAAUUUUACAAUCUCCUGUUGUCCAGCAACUGAUACUACCCAGGCCACUGGUUGCUGCCGAUGUACCGGGUCCUGCCGGUCUGCUGGCGGAUGAUACAACCAAGAAACCGGCAGCCAUGCAGGAUAAGUCUUCGGACGAAGGAAAGAAGAUGGCAGAUGAGGAGGCACCGUUGAAGGAUGUGAACGAGCGACCCUUUAGGCCGUACCCGAUCGCAAGUAGCCGUGCACUGCCAGGCUGUCCACUGUGCGACGCAUCGGUGUACAGCUAUUGCGAUGAUAAGGUGUUCAACGAUGCAUGCUGCUGCGGUGACAUCAAUGGACCAUACGGUGGCGGCGGGUUCGGAGGACCAGGUGGCGGAUUCGGUGGUGGAUACGGCGGCGGAUUUGGUGGACCAGGCGGCGGAUUCGGGGGACCAGGUGGAGGAUUUGGUGGACCAGGUGGCGGAUUCGGGGGUCCGAUUGGAUUCGGAGGGGGCUUUGGACGAAGUUGCGGUUACCGAGGAUGCAGUCAGCUGUUUGCCAACUCGUGCUACGAGCAUCAACUGAUCGUUCAGUGCUGCUGUAACUCUCCGUACUAGUGUCCCAGAAGGGAACCCACAAAAUUAGUUCCCGAGGUGUU
Molecule: messenger RNA, 788 nt
Organism: Anopheles aquasalis
Lineage: Eukaryota; Metazoa; Arthropoda; Insecta; Diptera; Culicidae
Product: dnaJ homolog subfamily C member 7 homolog
Source: RefSeq, a predicted model, not a curated record